AUGAGGUCUCUAAUUCAACUAAAGGAGACGCCAAACUUUGAGAUUACGUACAUUGGGGGACUCAAGGUUUUGCUCGUAUUCAAAGACUUCAUCGCGGCCAAAGGGUUCAUGGAGAACAGAAGAAGAUGGGAAGAAUACUUAAAAUGGGAAGAAGAUGGAGAACUUGAAAGCACGUUGAAAUAUGAGCGAGUUGCAUGGAUAAGAAUCACUGGGCUUCCCUUACAAUACUGGGGGGAAACAAAUUUUUCUGCCAUUGCUGCCCCUUAUGGUGUAAUCAUUGCUUCAUACGAUGAUCUCCCAAAUCGUGUGGAUAUGUCCCACGUGAAGAUUGGAAUUUUAAUAGGAAUUAGACGAAGAAUAAAUGAAGAAAUUACAAUAUCGUUAAUGGGCACACUGACUAGGAUUGGUAUCAUAGAGUUUGAUGAAGAUUGGUUUCCGUUUAACUUUGAUCCGGUGUCUAAUCCAUAUGAGGAGGAAUUGGUGGAUGAUACAGAGUCAGAAGAUGGGAUAUCCGAUACAUGGAUACCGGAAAACAACACAGAUCUUGAAGAAGGGGAGAUUGAGAUGGAGAACGGUGGCGUUACUGACGGUGCCGUCAACAGUGGCGCCGGAGAAGGAAUGCCAGCAGACGCACAUGUGGAAAAGGCUCCUCGAGAAGAGCAAUCGGCGCACGCUGAAGUUCUACCCAGGAUGGAAUCUGAACAUGCUCAUGGGAAAAACACUCCAAUUAACUCCAACGGUAAAAAUAAUUCAAUGAAAGCUAAUAUUAACAGUCAAUUGGACCGACAAGGUCCAACAGGUGAAAACAAGGAAAUUGGUGGCAAUGGGCCUUCACAUAGCAUCGAACUUAUUGGGCUCCUUGAUAGUGAAUGCUUUGGCCCUUGUUCGUCUAGGUGGAUAAACAGUCCAGAAAAUUCUUGGCCCAAUUACCUUCCUCAGUUCAACGUUGGGGGAUCCACACUUAGAAGACACAGAACAUAUGAUAUGGCUUUUCCUUUCUCCGCAAAUCAGAUCCGCCCUAUGGGUAAUCUUGACUCUGAUGAUGUCGAUUAUGGAGCAUCUGUACCCCUUCCCAACGGAAACACUGCUCCAGUGGACAGAAGUGAAGACGGAUCCUCAAUUGAUCUUAUCGAGGGUGCAAGGAGAACUCACGGAAUGUAUCAAGAGCUAAACUUAAUGAUUGUAUAUCCUCUACACUGGAGGCAGAGAAUAUAG
Messenger RNA from Lactuca virosa, 1215 nucleotides. The record is from the annotation of a GenBank genome assembly. NCBI's taxonomy places the organism in Eukaryota, Viridiplantae, Streptophyta, Magnoliopsida, Asterales, Asteraceae.